Anguilla anguilla (European eel) is the source of this 7525-nucleotide messenger RNA. It is a transcript of the gene iqsec2b, whose product is annotated as IQ motif and Sec7 domain ArfGEF 2b. The record is from RefSeq and is a predicted model, not a curated record. The transcript has 15 exons. Bases 3020 to 7525 code for a protein of 1501 amino acids. Gene Ontology annotation, biological process: actin cytoskeleton organization; regulation of ARF protein signal transduction. Gene Ontology annotation, molecular function: guanyl-nucleotide exchange factor activity; protein binding. Lineage: Eukaryota; Metazoa; Chordata; Actinopteri; Anguilliformes; Anguillidae.
GGCUGUCCCCUUCAAAAGCGGUUUUAAAAUCUAAAUGUCAGUCCCGUUGCCUCUUGAGGAUUUUCUUUGGGGUCCCAGAGGGAGUUUUACGGUCAGUGGUCACCUAUUGUGCUUUCUGUCAACGCGCAGAGGUAGAUCUUUCAUAGAAUCUUUUCCAUUUUCGCCCGGCUGUCCAGAGCGAACACUGAUGGGGUGAUAUUCUUUUCUGCGUACCAUCACUGUUUAAUGACGGUAUGUUUAGCAGACACCGCGUCAUACCCUUUGACUCUCAGAGGUUCCCCGAUGCUCCAGUACCGCUUUACGUCGCUCAUCCUGCCCUGUCUAUCUAGGAGGAGGAGGAGUAUUAACGACGAACCAGGAUGGAGAGGCGAGCAGAGCAGCAUUUUGUGCAGCCUGCAGCGCAGCUGAAAUGCGAAGAGGCGGCAGGUGCGACAGCAGGAAUCGUCAUCCUUUCCGGACCUGGAUAACUUCUGGUCCAAGUUCAUCCUUCACCAGUCACUCCUGAUCAACGUGUACAAUAUGCAGCGGUUUGAGAGCGAUUUAUGUCUGAUUCGGCUAAUUAUAGCUGCUCGGAGAGUGGCAAAGAAAUAACGGAAGAGAGGGUUUGCUAAAACCGAAUUAAAGAAAACAUUUUUUAUUUUAAUUAUUUACAGAAAUGUAUUUGUCGAUAAAUUGUUUCGCGCACGUUUACCUGUCGGGUGUAUUACAGUCCAAAAUAUAUUUCAUUGGGUGAAGAAAGAAAGGCGUACGAACUGCUCAUGGGGAAUCAAGCAGGUUCAGAUGACGAGAUUAAUAGUUUAUCCUUUAUUGAUAGCUCUUAAGAACAGUAGCCUGGUAUUUUAGAUGUGCUCUUUUUAAAAUUUUAAAAAUUUUAUUUAAAAAAAUAUCAUUCCGCAUAUUGAUUUGGUUUUGUUUGGAUUUACUGACCACGCUUAUGCCAGAUUUCUGACACGAUGUCCUGAAUGUGCAUCUGUCACCGUGCGCUAAAUAUCUUUCCGGGUUUUUUUUUUCUGAGCAGGAAGAACUGCAAUGUGUUGGAUCACUAGCACACACGAAAACCGCAUUUGAGAGCGGACGGAGAACACCGGAGAAACAACGAGAGCUAAUUGUGGACUCCCAGAUCACUGAUGAAGUUUAGCGGACGAGAGUCCACGGCUAAUGCUUUUGACUGAAUACAGGGAGAAGGGCACGAGUUCCCCUCGGCUCUUUUGCUUCUGCUGCAAGAACAAGUGCGCGCGAGCUUUCUGCGUGGAACUGAAAAUAGACUGCAUCAUUUGCUAUUUUGAUUUGUGUAACUGGUUUAUGAUAUUGUCCGUCGUUCGUGAACAUGUGAAAAGAAAAGGUUUUUUAAAUCAUUUUGAGACGUGGGCGGUGAAGAGGAAUUUAACGCGAUUUCAGGAGCAGUGCGUUUGAGGAGAGAGCAGCUGGCCCCUCGCAACUUGUUCUCCGACGCAACUCUUGACGUGUGUUGUAAUUGACAGAGAGAAGGAGGAAUACGCAGGACACAGAAUAGACAUUUUGCUUGAACACAAGCCAAAAGCCACAAGGAAGGCCCAGAGAGGCAAGUAUGGGCUUGGUAAAGACGCAAGGGAAAAGCGCGUGACAGACAGUUGAGGUUUGAGCGAAUAAAUCAGUGGUGUGUAGAUGGUGCGGGGGAAGAGCGGGGAAGGAAGAUUUACUGAAGCGCGUUGCGGGCUAACGGAUGCGGUGCUGAGGGAACGAGAAAAUCAGCCGUAUUAGGGGUAUACUGCCUCGGAAACUGAGAUAUGAAAUGAAAUAUAUUUUUUCCUGGAGACUGACGGCUGCAGAAAAUAAUUAUUUAUGGGGUGAAGAGGGGACAAGGGUCUGGCGCGCGGUGGAAACGGGAAAGAGCGGGAGCGGGGCCAGUUCCGUUAGUGAAAGCUCCCACCUCGCCAACCCUCUGAGAUAUGUAAAAAUGUAAUCUGCUGUUCAUUGGGAAUCCAUCCUUUUUCACCUUAUCCUACCUCUUCUUUUCGAUUUUCGGGAACAGAUUUUCUGUGUGGGACGGGUUGAUGGAGACCGCAUUUUGACGCGUUUCUCUUGUCACGGGACUCGUUUGCUUGCAGGCAAACACGGAAAAUGAACUAUUCUAGCCAAACGAGAAGACGGAUCCACCUCUGACUGAAAGUGUUAUUUAAAAAAUGUAUAGUCUGUUAGUCGAUAAAUGCAGAGGCGUUUAGGAGAUAAUCUGUCUUGCUGAUAUUUGCGUUUCAUCUGUUCUCUAAACCAUCUUUCAAUAUCCUUCGUUUUGUGUUGUACAAAAAAUUACAAGGAUGUCAAAACUGAUUUUAUGUAAGUGCACGCGCACUAGCCUGCACUCCUCUGACUCUUGCUCCAGUCUCAGCCCUUUAUAACUCUGGAGUGCAGAUUGUUGGGGUGGAUGAGCAACAUUUACAGAAAUAGCCAGCAGAGAGCCAAAGCGGGGUAUCACGGAGGGAUAGUGCUUCUCUUUCAUCCCGCCUUUUAGGAUACUGUGCCUGGAUGGACAGCUUGUUCACCGACUGAACCACGAAAACAAAAUGUCCAAAACCUCCUACCCUUUGCCCUUCACAACCCUGACUUUCUCUCCCAGGAGCUCUUGCACAGGUGAAGAUGGAGAGCUAGUGAACACUGAUGAUUAAGACUUUUGGUUCCAACUUUUGGACUCCUCAAACUUCAGAAUGACUUAUUUCUUUGAGACCUCCGUGCCGUAGAUGUAGAAGAGAAAAUCGCCCAUUGUUUCCUGUCUGGUCUCCAGGUUGGUAGAAGUGUGUCGAUUGUAACCAAGGAAACAUCACUAACUCUGUGAAGAGAGUCACUUAGGAGUAGGGUGAACCCCCAAACGAAGUAGGGUGAACCUCUUAGGGUAGUGGGAUGAAAUUGGGGCUUUGUCAUCCCUGAGAACCUGUCUCAAAAUUCUUCUCCCCCCCACUUAUUAGUGGGGGGGAGGGGGACUAAUAACUGUGGGUUGGGUUCUGAAUUUUUAAAGAGUUGCAGACCAGCACUUGGGGGCGUGGCCAUGGAAACUGGUCAGGUCAACCUUGACAGCCCCAACCGGGCGCUGGAGUACCUCCUGGAGCUCAACAACAUCAUCGAGAGCCAGCAGAAACUUCUGGAAUCCCAGCGCCGUCGCAUCGAGGAGCUGGAGGUCCAGCUGGACCGCGUGAGCCAGGAGAACAAGGACCUGCGCCUGGACCGCCAUUCUCGCGGUCCCGAGCUGGCCAGGACCGCCCCCCACCCUCCCGGCCCCGCCCUGCCCGCCAACCCUCCAGCCCCCUCCCAGCCUGCCUACUCCCAUAAGAGCGUCGCCGGGCCUGGCUCGGCCCCUGCACCGCCGGCCGUGGGGCGGGAACGACGCCCCCACGCCCGGCUGACCCGCGGCCUCUCCUGUGGAUCCGCCGGCGGCGACUGCGAGCGCCUGGAACGAGCCGACAGCCCCGGGUCUGCUUCCGCCACCUGCCCGCCCGCCACCCGCCUCAGACAUGUGGAAGGUGACACCCAGAAUUCAGAGCCAGGUGGUGUCCCGGAAAGCCAGGCCCCAUACAGGCGUGGGCCGGACCGCUACGGCGACGGCAGCGGCCCCCGCGGGCCCCCUGUGGCCCCCCCGAGCCCCGCCAGCAUAGCGUGGGCCCAGCGGACCCGCCACCAGCCCGCCAGCCUGGCGCUCCGAAAACAGGAGGAGGAGGAGAAGAAGAAGUGCAGGGCUCUGUCCGACAGCUAUGAGCUCUCCACCGACCUCCAGGACAAGAAGGUGGAGAUGCUGGAGAGGAAGUACGGCGGCUACUUCCUCAGCCGCCGGGCGGCGCGCACCAUCCAGACGGCCUUCCGCCAGUACCGCAUGAACAAGAACUUCGAGCGCCUGCGCAGCUCGGCGUCGGAGAGCCGCAUGACGCGCCGCAUCGUCCUGUCCAACAUGCGGCUGCAGCACUCCUUCGACGAGCGCCACCCGCAGCCCUGCUACGGCGAGGCCUCCCCGCCCGCCACGCCGCAGUCGCCGUCCUGCCGCCCCGAGCCCCAUCGUCAGCCCGAGCGCCUGGAGUACACGCACCUGGAGGACUCCUUCUCCAAACAGGUGAAGUCUCUGGCGGACUCCAUCGACGACGCCCUGACGUGCCGCCCGGGCCGGGACGACUCCCGGGAGGGCAGCGCGGAAGGGGGCGGGGCCGGCGACGGCGACGGCGACGAGUUCGGCGAGUGCGCGUGGAGCAGCAGCAGCAACCCGCCGUCGUCGUCGCGCCGCGGCGACCGGGAGCGCGGCGGCGGGGGCGGCGGCGGCGGCCUGAGCAUGCACGAGGACAGCACCGCCACGUCCUACAGCGACGUGACGCUCUACAUGGACGACGGCCUGCCCUGCUCGCCCCUCUCCCUGGACCGGGCCCCCAGCAGCACCGACACCGAGUACUGGGGCCCCGGGGGGGGCCUCGGGGGGGGCGGGGGGGGCCGCGAGGACAGCCGCGACACCGAGGGCGGGGGCAGCAGCAACAGCCGGCGGAGCAGCCCGUGCACGGACUGCCGGGACUACCGGCUGCGGGCGGCGCACCUGCCGCUGCUCACCAUCGAGCCGCCCAGCGACAGCUCGGUGGACAUGAGCGACCGCUCGGACCGCGGCUCGCUCAGCCGCCAGCUGGUCUACGAGCAGGAGGGGGGCGCGGGGUCGCCCCAGGGCACGCUCAAGCACAACCCCAACGCCCGCUCGCCCGGCUCCUCCUCCUCCUCCUCCGCGGCGGCCGCCGCCGCCAUCGUCACCGCCGCCGCCGCCGCCGCCGCCCAGGGCCAGACCCGCACCCCCAGGCCCCUCCCCUCCCCCAUCCCCUCCCAGAUCCCGCACCUCCACCACCACCACCACCACGUCAUGCACCACCACCUGCACCAGUACCCCGACGCGCCCGCCCCGCCCCCGCAGCUGCCCCCGGCCGCGCCCCUGUCCUCCUCCGGCUCCGCCCCCGUGGCGCCCGGCGGCCUGGAGCAGCCCUGCUGCUCUGACGGGGACAACGACUCGCUCAACUCCACCACCAACUCCAACGACACCAUCAACUGCAGCUCGGGCUCCUCGUCCCGCGACAGCCUGCGGGACCCGAUGCCCUCCCUGGGCAAGCAGACCUACCAGCGGGACAGCCGCCACAGCUGGGACUCGCCCGCCUUCAACAACGACCUGGUGCAGAGGAGGCAGUACCGCAUCGGACUCAACCUCUUCAACAAGAAGCCGGAGAAGGGGAUCCAGUACCUGAUCGAGCGGAGCUUCGUGUCGGACACGCCCGUGGGCAUCGCCCGCUUCAUCCUGGAGCGGAAGGGCCUGAGCCGGCAGAUGAUCGGGGAGUUCCUCGGCAACCGACAGAAGCAGUUCAACAAGGACGUGCUGGACUGUGUGGUGGAUGAGAUGGAUUUUUCUGGAAUGGACCUGGAUGAUGCCCUGAGGAAGUUCCAGGCUCAGAUCAGAGUUCAGGGGGAGGCUCAGAAGGUGGAGAGACUCAUAGAGGCCUUCAGUCAGAGGUACUGUGUGUGCAACCCUGCUCUGGUCAGGCAGUUCCAGAAUCCUGACACCAUCUUCAUCCUGGCCUUCGCCAUCAUCCUCCUCAACACGGACAUGUACAGCCCCAACGUCAAGCCUGAGCGGAAGAUGAAGUUGGACGACUUCAUCAAGAACUUGAGAGGGGUGGACAAUGGACAGGACAUCAACAGAGACCUGCUGGUGGGGAUCUACCAGCGCAUCCAGAAGUGGGAGCUGCGGACCAACGACGACCACGUGUCCCAGGUGCAGGCGGUGGAGCGGGUCAUCGUGGGCAAGAAGCCGGUCCUGUCCCUGCCCCACCGCAGGCUGGUGUGCUGCUGUCAGCUCUACGAAGUGCCCGACCCCGGCCGACCCCAGAGGGGCGGGGUGCACCAGAGAGAGGUGUUCCUCUUCAACGACCUGCUCGUGGUCACUAAGAUUUUCCAGAAGAAGAAGACAUCGGUGACGUACAGUUUUAGGCAGUCCUUUCCCCUGGUGGAGAUGCAGGUUCACAUGUUCCAGAACUCAUACUACCCCCACGGUAUCCGUCUGACCUCAGCCAUCCCGGGAGGGGAGAGGAAGGUUCUGAUCGUGUUCACGGCCCCGAGCCAGCAGGACCGCACCCGCUUCACCAGCGACCUGCGGGAGAGCAUCGCCGAGGUGCAGGAGAUGGAGAAGUACCGAGUGGAGUCGGAGCUAGAGAAGCAGAAGGGCGUGAUGCGGCCCAGCCUCCUGAGUGCGGGAGUGGUGGGCGGAGCCGGUGGAGGAGGCGGAGUGAAGAACGAGGUGGUGAACGGCACUCUGGGACGGCCCAGCCUGGAUGACAGCUACUCCGGAGGAGAGGGACUGAAGCGCACUGCACUCAGCUCCUCUCUGAGAGACCUCUCUGAGACAGGGAAACGUGGUCGCAGAAACAGCGUGGGUUCCCUGGACAGUACUAUGGAAGGUUCGGUCAUUAGCAGCCCGCAGACUCAACAGCGCCUCCCCAUGGCGGGAGGAGUGCUCGGCUGCUAUGGCCUCGAAGAGUUCCGGCCUCAACACCCCAUCCUGAGCCCCGGAGUGGGGGUGGGGGGGGGGGCCGGGGCAACAGCACAGUGCUGCUGGGACAGCAGGUGGGGGCGGGACCGUCCCCAGCAGCACCAACGAGAGGGGGGCGGGGCUGGGGGCGGGGCCGGCGGCGGGGAUGGGGAGCGGGUCAUUCCUGGGCUCCCUGUUUGGGAGCAAGCGCUCCAAAGCCCCCGGCCCCAUUAUCCCCCCGGGACCACUCUACCCCGCCCCCGUGCCGCCCCCCACUACGGGGGGCCCGCCCCCACACUCACCCUCCGAGGGAGGGGGGCACUCCAAGAUCCAGGCCCUGCAUGCCCAGUACUGCCACGCGGGCGGUGGGCAAGCCCCGCCCCCUUACCACCAUCACCACCGCUACCACGUGCAGACCAUUCCUCCGCCCGCCCCUGGCCACGCCCACCACAUCAUGCACCGUGGCUCCCUGCCCCGGCGUCCACCCGCACCCUGCCACGCCCAGCUGGUCCAGCAUUCCCAGCAUGCUUUGCAGGGUCGGUACGGCAACAUGGGCGCCGGCUGCCCGCCGCCCCCCCUUUCUCCUCUCUCCCCGCUCUCUCCGGCCCCCCAGUUCGCCCUCUACCACACCCAGCCGCCACACUCCGCCAAGGGGGGAGGGCCUGGCGGGGGUGCGGGGCCUGGCAAGCUGCCCCUGGGGCUGGCACACUCCCACCCGGGCCACGGCCACAGCCCCCAUCCCACACCCUCCUCCGCCCAUCAGCCUCACUUUGUCUUCGCCGCCCCGCCCGCCCAGCCCCCGCCGGGGGCCUCCACCGCUGCCCGCCAUUUGCCGCCGGGCGGCCAGUAUCUGCCCCAGUACCCUCCUCUUUCCUCCAUCCCCCCUCCCCCCCCCCACACCCCGGGCAGCCUCAGCAGGCGGCGGGUUCGCAGGCGGGACAGGGGGGAGGCCCAGGGAGUACCGGCACGGCGGGCAGCUCCAAAUCCAAGCCUAUCAACCGGAUCAGCACGGUAGUGUGA